AAUGGAGGCCGCUGGGGCGGAGACAGGCUGGGAGCGGAAGGCGGCCAGAGAGGCGAGAGUUAGGGACAGGGUCGGGGGCGGGACGCGGACUGGACUCCAUUUCCCAGUGGCUCUAUGUGUGCAGAGUGUGCGCAGAGUCCCGGCGUUGGGCGGAAGAUGGCGGCGGCGGCGGCGUCUGCGAAGAAGCUCUGCUGAGGGGGCGCGAGGGGCACGGAGGCUGGAGCCGCGAGAACACCUGAGGGCAACCAUGGCAAGCGGCAGCGGGGACAGUGUCACUCGCCGGAGUGUGGCGUCACAGUUUUUCACACAAGAGGAGGGGCCGGGCAUCGAUGGCAUGACCACCUCAGAGAGGGUGGUGGAUCUCCUCAACCAGGCAGCACUGAUCACCAGUGACUCAAAGAUCACAGUGCUCAAACAGGUCCAGGAACUGAUCAUCAAUAAAGACCCCACACUACUGGACAACUUCCUGGAUGAAAUCAUCGCUUUCCAAGCAGACAAGUCAAUCGAAGUGCGAAAAUUUGUCAUUGGCUUCAUUGAGGAGGCAUGCAAGCGAGACAUUGAGUUACUGCUGAAACUGAUUGCAAACCUCAACAUGCUUCUGAGGGACGAGAACGUGAAUGUAGUGAAGAAGGCCAUCCUCACCAUGACCCAGCUCUACAAGGUGGCCCUGCAGUGGAUGGUAAAGUCACGGGUCAUCAGCGAUCUCCAAGAGGCCUGCUGGGACAUGGUGUCUGCCAUGGCUGGGGACAUCAUCCUACUGUUGGACUCUGACAAUGAUGGCAUCCGCACCCAUGCCAUCAAGUUUGUGGAGGGCCUCAUUGUCACACUGUCACCCCGCAUGGCUGACUCAGAGGUUCCACGACGCCAGGAACAUGACGUCAGCCUGGACCGCAUCCCUCGUGACCACCCCUAUAUCCAGUACAAUGUGCUGUGGGAAGAAGGCAAGGCAGCCUUGGAGCAGCUGCUCAAGUUCAUGGUUCACCCCGCCAUCUCCUCCAUUAAUCUGACCACAGCCCUGGGCUCCCUUGCCAAUAUCGCCCGCCAGAGACCCAUGUUCAUGUCGGAGGUGAUCCAGGCCUAUGAAACCCUGCAUGCCAACCUGCCCCCAACACUGGCCAAAUCUCAGGUGAGCAGCGUGCGCAAGAACCUCAAGUUGCACCUGUUGAGUGUGCUCAAGCACCCGGCCUCCUUGGAGUUCCAGGCCCAGAUCACCACCCUGCUGGUGGACCUGGGCACACCGCAGGCUGAGAUCGCCCGCAAUAUGCCCAGCAGCAAGGAUGGCCGCAAGAGGCCCCGAGAUGAUUCGGACUCCGCACUUAAGAAGAUGAAGCUAGAGCCCAACCUAGGUGAAGACGAUGAGGACAAGGAUUUGGAUCCUGGCCCCUCGGGGACCUCAAAGGCUUCGGCCCAGAUUUCAGGCCAGUCAGACACAGACAUCACGGCUGAGUUCCUGCAGCCUCUGCUGACACCCGACAAUGUGGCCAACCUGGUCCUCAUCAGCAUGGUGUAUCUGCCUGAGACCAUGCCUGCCUCCUUCCAAGCCAUCUACACCCCCGUGGAGUCAGCAGGCACCGAAGCCCAGAUCAAGCACCUGGCUCGGCUGAUGGCCACCCAGAUGACGGCGGCAGGACUGGGUCCAGGCGUGGAGCAGACCAAACAGUGUAAGGAGGAGCCCAAGGAGGAGAAGGUGGUGAAGCCAGAGAGCGUCCUGAUCAAGCGGCGCCUGUCCGCUCAGGGCCAAGCCAUCUCAGUGGUGGGCUCGCUGAGCUCCAUGUCCCCCCUGGAGGAGGAGGUGCCCCAGGCCAAGAGGAGGCCAGAGCCCAUCAUCCCUGUCACACAGCCCCGGCUGGCAGGUGCUGGUGGGCGCAAGAAGAUUUUCCGUCUGAGUGAGGUGCUGAAGCCCCUGACGGACGUUGAGGUGGAGGCCAUGAAGCUGGGUGCCGUGAAGCGGAUCCUGAAGGCUGAGAAAGCUGUGGCCUGCAGCGGGGCGGCCCAGGUGCGCAUCAAGAUCCUGGCCAGCUUGGUGACACAGUUUCACUCAGGCCUCAAGGCCGAGGUCCUGUCCUUCAUCCUGGAGGAUGUGCGGGCCCGCCUGGACCUGGCCUUCGCCUGGCUCUACCAGGAGUACAGUGCCUACCUAGCAGCCGGAUCCUCCGGCUUCCUGGACAAGUACGAGGACUGCCUCAUCCGCCUGCUGUCUGGCCUGCAGGAGAAACCAGACCAGAAGGAUGGGAUCUUCACAAAGGUCGUGCUGGAGGCGCCGCUCAUCACCGAGAGUGCCCUGGAGGUGAUUCGCAAGUACUGCGAGGACGAGAGCCGCACCUACCUAGGCAUGUCCACACUCCGAGACCUGAUCUUCAAGCGUCCGUCCCGCCAGUUCCAGUACCUGCAUGUGCUCCUAGACCUCAGUUCCCAUGAGAAGGACAAGGUGAUCCCGCACCAUGCGCUGGGCCACAUUCAGCAGUUCAGAAAGGCCUUCGUGCGUUCCCAGGCCCUGCUGUUCAUCAAGCGCAUGUAUGAGAAGGAGCAACUGCGCGAGUAUGUGGAGAAAUUUGCCCUCAACUACCUGCAGCUCUUGGUGCACCCCAACCCACCGUCUGUGCUUUUCGGGGCCGACAAGGACACAGAGGUGGCAGCACCCUGGACUGAGGAGACGGUGAAGCAGUGUCUGUACCUCUACCUGGCCCUCCUGCCUCAGAACCACAAGCUGAUCCACGAGCUGGCAGCCGUGUACACCGAAGCCAUUGCUGACAUCAAACGAACAGUGCUGAGGGUCAUCGAGCAGCCGAUCCGAGGGAUGGGCAUGAACUCGCCAGAGCUGCUCCUGCUGGUGGAAAACUGCCCCAAGGGGGCGGAGACACUGGUCACCCGAUGUCUGCACAGCCUCACAGAUAAAGUCCCUCCCUCCCCGGAGCUGGUGAAACGGGUCCGAGACCUCUAUCACAAGCGGCUACCCGAUGUCCGCUUCCUCAUCCCCGUGCUCAAUGGGUUGGAGAAGAAGGAAGUGAUCCAGGCCCUGCCUAAACUCAUCAAGCUCAACCCCAUCGUGGUGAAGGAGGUCUUCAACCGCCUGCUGGGCACACAGCAUGGUGAAGGGAACUCAGCUUUGUCCCCCUUGAACCCCGGAGAGCUCCUGAUCGCAUUACACAACAUCGACUCAGUGAAGUGUGAUAUGAAAUCCAUCAUCAAAGCCACCAACCUGUGCUUCGCGGAGCGGAACGUGUACACGUCAGAGGUGCUCGCCGUGGUGAUGCAGCAGCUGAUGGAGCAGAGCCCCCUGCCCAUGCUGCUCAUGAGGACCGUCAUACAGUCCCUGACCAUGUACCCCCGCCUGGGGGGCUUCGUCAUGAACAUCCUGUCCCGCCUCAUCAUGAAGCAGGUGUGGAAGUACCCCAAGGUGUGGGAGGGCUUCAUCAAGUGCUGCCAGCGCACCAAGCCCCAGAGCUUCCAGGUCAUCCUGCAGCUGCCACCCCAGCAGCUGGGAGCCGUCUUUGACAAGUGCCCCGAGCUCCGGGAGCCCCUGCUGGCUCACGUGCGCUCCUUCACCCCCCACCAGCAAGCACACAUUCCCAACUCCAUCAUGACCAUCUUGGAGGCCAGCGGCAAGCAGGAGCCAGAGGCCAAGGAGGCACCUGCCAGCGCCCUGGAAGAGGACGAUCUGGAGCCCCUGGCUCUGGCCCCGGCCCCAGCCCCCCGACCCACUCAGGACCUCAUCGGCCUUCGGCUGGCCCAGGAGAAAGCCCUAAAGCGGCAGCUGGAGGAGGAACAGAAGCUGAAGCCGGGGGGUGUGGCAGCCCCUGCCUCCGCCUCCGCCCGGCCCGGGCCUCCCCCUCCCGAGGAGACCAUGGAUUUCCGGGAGGAGGGGCCCGAGUGCGAAACCCCGGCCAUCUUCAUCAGCAUGGAUGAGGACUCGAGUCUCACGGAGGCUGCUCUCCUGGACUCUAGUCUCGAGGGGCCGCUACCCAAGGAGGCAGCAGCGGGCGGGCUGACCUCAAAGGAGGAACGGAGCCCACAGACCCUGGCCCCUGCGGGGGAAGAGGCUGCUGUGAAGACGCCCAGCCCAGCGGCCGAGGAAGCAGGGGACCCCGAGACCAAGGGGAACAGCUGACAGCCUGGGAGAGGACAGGAGAGGACGGCAGGGGAGGGAGGCGCUGGCUCCGGGGCUUUGCCUUAAAAGUAAAUAAAGGCGAUAGCGCUCUGG
Molecule: messenger RNA, 4201 nt
Organism: Fukomys damarensis (Damara mole-rat)
Lineage: Eukaryota; Metazoa; Chordata; Mammalia; Rodentia; Bathyergidae
Gene: Sympk
Product: symplekin
Exons: 27
Coding region: 2-4108 (1368 amino acids)
Cellular component (GO): mRNA cleavage and polyadenylation specificity factor complex
Source: RefSeq, a predicted model, not a curated record